Molecule: messenger RNA, 1080 nt
Organism: Coccidioides immitis RS
Lineage: Eukaryota; Fungi; Ascomycota; Eurotiomycetes; Onygenales; Onygenaceae
Product: NUDIX domain-containing protein
Exons: 4
Coding region: 1-1080 (359 amino acids)
Biological process (GO): coenzyme A catabolic process
Molecular function (GO): coenzyme A diphosphatase activity; acetyl-CoA hydrolase activity
Source: RefSeq, a predicted model, not a curated record
AUGCAUCGACAGCUGUUCGGAUGCAUCCCUGUCUCCUACGGCUGCGCGAGAGCAAAUAAUAAAAUUAUUCUGUCCUUGGUUUGCCCAAACUUCCUCCUGGCAACGAACACGCAGCGAUCUAUAAGGUUGCUGAGAACCAUGGCGCCUCUGUCGUCUGCGUCGCAGAAAGCGAUUGAGCGUCUACGAGAAUAUGUCCCGCCGCCGACGAACUACUACUCCGUUCCACUGACGAGGCAGGCGUCGGUGCUGCUUCUGUUGUUCGCAGACAAGCGAGGAGAUCUCCGGGUGAUCCUGACCAUCCGAGCCAACACCCUCAAGUCGUAUCCCGGCCAGGCCGCACUCCCGGGCGGCAAAGCCGAUUCCACCUCGGAAACGCCCUUCGAAACCGCAAGACGAGAAGCCCAUGAAGAGAUUGGCCUGCCGAACAUCGACCAGAGCUUCCCGCCUCCCUUCCGCGUCGAGCAUCUCUGCGAGCUACCCGCAAACCUCGCCAGAACAGAGCUCGUCGUCCGACCAUGUGUCGCGCUGCUACACUCCUACGACGAAGUUACGGGUGAAGAUGCAGAUCCUGAAGAGGCGUUCAUGCCCCAGCUAGACGCGAAAGAAGUGGCGGCCGUAUUCACGGCGCCGUUCCAUAACUUUUUAAAGAUGCACGACGAGCCGCGGGGGGAGGAGGGUGAGCAGCUACCCGGUUCUCCAGAAGACUGGUACGAAGGGAGCUGGACGAAUUGGAAUACAACAUGGUGGAGGAUGCACCAUUUCUUCGUCCCAAUAACAAAUCAGACCGUCACGAAGCCCCGACGGAAGAGUCAAGAGCAAGAUGCCGCCAUUGCCCAACUAGAAGAAGACGAGAUCUCCAUGGGUCUUGAGCGAUACCGAGUCUUUGGCAUGACGGCCCGGAUCCUGGUCGACGCAGCCAGGGUGGCCUACGGCGAAGAUCCCGAAUUCGAGCAUAACAGCCAUUUCGGUGACGAAGACAUGAUCGGACGACUGAAACGCCUUGGUAGAUUCAGCAGCGUUAAAAACCCCGAUGACCCCCUAACGCAAGAGGUCUUCGAAAAGGCUUCUAAGCUCUCCUAG